AAGGCGAAAAAAAUGUCUGUUCAGACAUUCUAGAGUUUUUUCUUGUAUUAUUAUAUUAAAAUAUUUUCCCAAAUUUCUAGUCUUAUAAAAUAACAAAAAAAAUCGUAAAAUAUUUAAUACCGUCCGUUGACUUUAAUUACUACAACUAAACAAAAUGAGCAUAAAGAUGAGCGUAUCCAACGAGUCGGAAACUCAAUUGGAGCACAUAUGUAGGUUGCAAUUCGAUGGGCCGCCAGCAGUACGCCGCCUGACAAAUAUUAUUUGCACCAUCGGCGUUGUGUCGCGCAACAGAACAAUGCUGAAGAGCCUAAUGAAGGCCGGCAUGGAUAUAGCGCGGCUCAAUUUCUCACACGAGUCGCACGAGCACCAUAAAUCCACAAUCGAUAUGAUACGCGCAGCGUCCGAUGACUACGCCGAAGAGGAGGGCUAUCGCCGACACAUUGGCAUAGCGCUGGACACGAAGGGCUCGGAAAUACGUACCGGCUCGUUUGAGGGUGUUCAAGAGGUGGAACUGAAGAAGAACGACAAUAUACGACUGUCUGUAAAUAAAGAUCUCAUGGAUAAGGGCAGCAAGGAGACAGUCUAUGUUGAUUACCCGAAUAUUAUUAAUGUCAUGCAGCCGGGAAAUAUAAUUUAUCUUUGUGACGGCACCAUUAUGCUGCUGGUGAAGGAGGUCGCCGUGGAUUGUGUGAUUUGUCAAGUGGAGGUGGGCGGCAUUUUGGGCGCUUCGAAGGGUGUUUGGCUGGGUAGUGUGAAUGUAGAUUUACCGCCCGUCUCAGAGAAAGAUCGUUUCGAUCUGCGUUUUGCUGUAGAAAAUAACUUCGACUUCAUAUUCGCCUCCAAGAUACGUCAUCCCUCCGCCAUACGCGAGAUACGCGCCGUUAUGGGUGAACGCGGUAAAGACAUACAGAUCGUGUGCAAAAUCGAUUGUACACAAAUUCUGGAAUAUCUCAAUGAAGUGAUCUGCGCCUCUGAUGGCAUACUGAUCGAUCGGAGCAGUUUGGGCAUUGAUUUGCCGGAUGAGAAGCUCUUCCUGCUGCAGAAAGCGAUUGUAGCGCGUUGCAAUCGUGUGGGCAAACCGGUAAUUGUGGGUACUCAGCUGUUGUCUUCCAUGAACUCUGAACGCCGUCCUACGCGCGCCGAUGUGGCAGAUGUGGGCAACACUGUGAUCGAUGGGGUGGAUGGUGUCAUGCUUGCCAGUGAGAGCGCCAUUGGCAAGUAUCCACUAGAGACGGUCAUCUGCGUGGCCAACAUAUGCGCUGAAGCGGAAGCUGUUAUUUGGCGUCGUCAUUUACAUAAGGAGCUCAUGCUAAACAAUCCGGCAGCAAUCGAUGCAGUACACGCUGUCGCCUUGGCAGCUGUGGAUUCGGCACAAAAGGCAAUGGCGGCACUCAUUAUCAUCCUAACAACUUCUGGUCGAUCGGCGUACUUGGUUAGCAUGUAUCGACCGCAUUGUCCGAUAAUAGCGCUGACGCGUUGCGGACGGACUGCACGACAGUGUAAUCUGAGGCGAGCCGUUUAUCCGGUGCUCUAUUCAGAAAAAUCCGAUCCGGAUUACCAAAAAGAUGUUGAAUUACGUGUUCAGUAUGCCUUGGCUGCUGCUAAGAAACUCAAACUCGUCGAUAAAGGUGAUUCAGUGGUCAUUGUUUCACCCUGGAAGGAAGGCACGGGCUUCUCGAACAAUAUGCGCAUUGCCUACGCUUUCUUCGAACCAGAUAAAACUGAGAGUGUUUCGAAACGCAGUACCAUGAUAAGGGAGAAAAGCAAAUCAGUGUUCUAAAAAGCUGUCAUAAUUCUUUACUUUUUUUUGUGCAAAAUUCGUCGUAUUGCAAAUCAUUUCAAUAAAGUUUGAAUAGCUCUUA
Molecule: messenger RNA, 1862 nt
Organism: Ceratitis capitata (Mediterranean fruit fly)
Lineage: Eukaryota; Metazoa; Arthropoda; Insecta; Diptera; Tephritidae
Product: pyruvate kinase
Exons: 2
Coding region: 155-1780 (541 amino acids)
Biological process (GO): glycolytic process
Cellular component (GO): cytoplasm
Molecular function (GO): potassium ion binding; magnesium ion binding; pyruvate kinase activity
Source: RefSeq, a predicted model, not a curated record